UGCAAGGAGGCCCCGCAUAGCCACCUCAUGUCUUGCAGACCUGCAUCUUCUCUUCUAGGACAUCCCCCACCCCUGUGGCUGAAGCCCUCAAAGCCAGAGCUCCAGCAGGAUUGAACGGAGGGAUGCCCCAGUGUCCCAGAGAACCCCAAGCAUGAUAAGAUUGACCUCAGUGAAGGGGAGGGAAGGGGAGGAGGGGGAGGAGGAGGAGGAUGAUGGUAAAAGCCCUGGGGCUGUGCCAUCACCUGAGGAAGUGGAGGGAGUCCAGCUGCUGCAAGCAGAUACAGUUGAGAAACUGCCAGAAGAGAAGCAGCGUAUGCAUUGCCACAGAAAUGAACAGGCGCUUGCAGACUUCUUUGCCUGGGCUGAACCUAUUGUUGCAGCUGGGGUGCCAACCACUGUGAGGGGCAUUUAUCAACGACUCUCAUCCAUCAAGGAUGUGUCUGCUGAGCACAGAUUGGAUAAGACCCUGCAGGAGAUGACCCUUGCACAGCCACAUGAUGUGGUGGUGACCAUCCUGCGGUGUGCCCCAUCAUGUGACAGAGUUGCUGUGACCAUGUGGAUGGCGAUUGUCUCCUCAAACAGAACUGCGGAGAAGGUGCUGCCAGAGCUCCUCUGUGUGCUGGAGGACUGGCCACUGCACAGCACAUCCACCUCUGAUAAGGACAACUCAGACGUCUUUUCCCUGGCCGCAACCAGAGCAGUGUGGGAGAUCAUUCACCUGCCCCAGGGCCCAGAGAGAAUGAUUCUGUAUUUCCCCCGCCUCUUUGUGGCCCUGCUCUUCCAAAUUUUCUCCAGCACAGAGCAGAUGCCAGAGGAGGUCACUGCCUUCUGGAGGCGAUGCCAGCACAAGCACUGCCUGCCCACAAACCCCAACAGAUUUGCACUGCUGACCAUGAAAGCACUGCUCUGUCACCUGGAAUAUGAGGAUGUGGUGUCUGAAGUUGAACGGGAGUGUGGCUGGGACACACUCCUCAACACUGACACCCACCACUAUACAGUGAGACUUCUGGCCAGAGCAAUGCUCAGGGUCUCAGAGCCCUUGUGCUACCGGAUAGCACGCUACCUGUUCAGACUGCUCCGCAGAGAGGAGGCGCACUGGGAGGUCGCUGCCAUGGCCUUCCUUGUGGAGAUCCUGCCUUGCCUGAAUAUAAAGCAAUGGGGUGAACGCAUCCUACAGCUUUUCCAAAUCUACCUAUGGAGGGAGCACAGAGUGAUGCGUCUCCUGGUGCUCAGAUGCCUCAUGGUACUCUGCAAAAGACCCUCUUUGGCCAACACAAUGUCAGCCCUGACUGAAAGCCUCAUGGAAGUUCUGAAGGAUGAAGACAGGGAGGUGAGGGGGAUGACUCUCUCUGUGCUCAGUGAGAUGCUCCUGAACAGAGAUGUGCCAAUUGCCUGUUCCCUCGCUGUGCAGCUGAUAGAGGCACUCCGGCCACUCUUUGACAAUGACACUAGCCAUGUGCAGCUGCUCUCCAUUCGCAUCUUUGAAGCAGUGAUGGAGUUGGUAGAGGAAGAGGGAAAAGAGCCCCUAGAGAGAAUUGUACGCCAGAGCCUGUUCCCACUGUUCCGCCACUUGCAUGACAAGAACCAGUUUGUGGCAGAGGCCUCUUGGGAAACUCUGCUUCAGGUUAACACAUUCCUGCAAGAAAGGAAGUUUGAGCAACUAUUGGAAACAAAAUGGAGAGGUGAAGGAUGCCGGGUGCCAGCCACUGUGAGGGACAUUUACCAAUGGCUCUCAUCCAUCAAGGAUGUGUCUGCUGAGCACAGAUUGGAUAAGACCCUGCAGGAGAUGACCCUUGCACAGCCACAUGAUGUGGCGGUGACCAUCCUGCGGUGUGCCCCAUCAUGUGACAGAGUUGCUGUGACCAUGUGGAUGGCGAUUGUCUCCUCAAACAGAACUGCGGAGAAGGUGCUGCCAGAGCUCCUCUGUGUGCUGGAGGACUGGCCACUGCACAGCACAUCCACCUCUGAUAAGGACAACUCAGACGUCUUUUCCCUGGCCGCAACCAGAGCAGUGUGGGAGAUCAUUCACCUGCCCCAGGGCCCAGAGAGAAUGAUUCUGUAUUUCCCCCGCCUCUUUGUGGCCCUGCUCUUCCAAAUUUUCUCCAGCACAGAGCAGAUGCCAGAGGAGGUCACUGCCUUCUGGAGGCGAUGCCAGCACAAGCACUGCCUGCCCACAAACCCCAACAGAUUUGCACUGCUGACCAUGAAAGCACUGCUCUGUCACCUGGAAUAUGAGGAUGUGGUGUCUGAAGUUGAACGGGAGUGUGGCUGGGACACACUCCUCAACACUGACACCCACCACUAUACAGUGAGACUUCUGGCCAGGUCCUACUUUACAUUAACUUAAAGAACUGGGAGGAACGCAUCCUGCAGCUUGUCCAAAUCUAC
Ficedula albicollis (Collared flycatcher) is the source of this 2388-nucleotide messenger RNA. Its product is annotated as maestro heat-like repeat-containing protein family member 7. Lineage: Eukaryota; Metazoa; Chordata; Aves; Passeriformes; Muscicapidae. The record is from RefSeq and is a predicted model, not a curated record. The transcript is spliced from 16 exons. Gene Ontology annotation, cellular component: cytoplasm. Bases 152 to 2347 code for a protein of 731 amino acids.